This is a messenger RNA of Phalaenopsis equestris, 1476 nucleotides long. RefSeq lists its product as uncharacterized. Bases 110 to 1276 code for a protein of 388 amino acids. The record is from RefSeq and is a predicted model, not a curated record. Lineage: Eukaryota; Viridiplantae; Streptophyta; Magnoliopsida; Asparagales; Orchidaceae. The transcript has 8 exons. Gene Ontology annotation, cellular component: membrane; cytoplasm.
CGCAAACACCGCCUUAGAAAGCAUACAAUUAGUCGGAGCUAUCCUGGGCGAAGAAGUGGAGGAGAGGAAGCUAGGAGACGUUUCGCCUUCUCUGUCCUCCCUCUCUCUCAUGGCGGUCAUCAAUACCGUAGCCUUUCAGAGGUUCUUUUCCCUCCCCAACUCCACCUCCACCCUCAUCACGUCAAAGUCUUCUGUUGCUCUUCCGUCGUCUUUCUCCUUCUGCAUCAGAAUCGCCACCAACGCAACUGCUGGAGCUCGCAAGUCCCGGCCGCCGCCAACUGCUGUGUCGAUCAAUGACGAAAUCGACGUCAUCCCCAUCCCUAGCGGAGUCGUGACGGAUGAGCUGGGUGGGAUUGCCCCUCUAAUAAACAGGGAAAGUGAGGAGAUACAAAGCAGGCUUGAUCAGCCCGGGCCAAGUGCUAGCCAGAUUAUGGGAUUGGCUUUCGAAAGCCAGGCUGGCGGAGUUGGGGAAGGAGGAGUGGGUUUCUCGACGUCUUCCUUGCCUUCUGGUUCUCCCAUAGAAGGGGAAAUCCAGAAUAAAGUUGUCGAUCGGGUCAUCAACGCUUCCAUCGUGCUUGCAGCUGGUUCAUUCGCCAUCACGAAGAUGCUCACGGUCGAUAGUGAUUACUGGCAUGGUUGGACCAUAUAUGAGAUUCUCAGAUAUGCACCCUUGCAUAACUGGGCCGCAUAUGAGGACGCCUUAAAAACAAACCCAGUGUUGGCUAAAAUGAUGAUUAGUGGAGCAGUUUACUCUAUAGGCGACUGGAUUGCUCAGUGUUAUGCAGGGAAACCACUUUUUGACUUUGAUCGGGCUCGCAUGUUACGGUCAGGACUCACGGGAUUUGCUCUUCAUGGUUCUCUUUCUCAUUACUACUAUGAAAUCUGUGAGUAUCUUUUUCCCUUCCACGAUUGGUGGGUGGUCCCGGUUAAAGUUGCAUUUGACCAAACUGUUUGGUCUGCAAUUUGGAACAGCAUUUAUUACGUGGUCAUUGGUUUCCUGCGGUUUGAGUCUCCUUCAAACAUUUUCAGUGAACUGAAGGCUACCUUCUGGCCUAUGUUAACUGCUGGGUGGAAGCUUUGGCCUUUUGCUCAUUUGAUUACUUACGGGUUAAUUCCAGUUGAGCAGAGACUUCUUUGGGUGGACUGUGUUGAGCUGCUUUGGGUUAUGAUACUAUCAACUUACUCAAAUGAGAAGUCUGAAGCAAGACAUUCGGAGACUUUGUCGGAGCUGAGUUCAGAAUCUCAAUCUGUAGCUUCAGAGGAGAUUCGAAAAUAAUUGGUGUUAAUAGUUUAGCAAUUUGUUUGGCUUGGAUAGCUGCAAGGGGAAGCAGGAAGAGGUCUGUAUUUUUGUUGGAAAAUCGGUAUUUAUUUGAUGUAUCAAUAAAAUUUAGCUUUUUUCUGUGUACCUUUGAUGUAAAAAGAUACAGGAUGAAAAUGCAGAUAAUUGAGGUCUGUGAAUGAAAGUAAUUAGAACUG